Magallana angulata is the source of this 429-nucleotide messenger RNA. RefSeq lists its product as uncharacterized. The record is from RefSeq and is a predicted model, not a curated record. The transcript has 2 exons. NCBI's taxonomy places the organism in Eukaryota, Metazoa, Mollusca, Bivalvia, Ostreida, Ostreidae. The coding region runs from base 1 to 429 and encodes 142 amino acids.
AUGCCAAUGAUGAAAGUGACGGGGAUAUGGUCUUUGGAAAAGGAAAGGAAGCGAAAGUUUGUAGAUGACUGUGGAUCAUGGAGGGGAAUCUCUAUGAAAACAAUUGAAUACCUGGCAAAUCAAGGAGUUUUAGAAACAUUGUACAAAAGGAAAGGAAAGUAUUGUCUAAGUGUUAAAAGGGCACAAGUUCCAUUAGAUCCACAACCAGAAACAUCUGAAAUCUACACAAUGGAAAGAUAUUAUACUAAAUGUGUCACAUUUCCAAACUACCAAAGAAGGAUAACAUUGUUUGAGCAAAUGCUAGAAGAAGAAAACUCCACGGUGGUGGUUGUUGAGUGCCUCGGUGAGUGGCAAGGUUCAGCACCUCAUGGGAAUGCUAAAAGAACAACCCAACCUUACAAAAAAACACCACUGAACAUCAAUCAGUGA